Penicillium chermesinum is the source of this 2475-nucleotide messenger RNA. Its product is annotated as DUF323 domain protein. The record is from RefSeq and is a predicted model, not a curated record. Bases 1 to 2475 code for a protein of 824 amino acids. The transcript has 6 exons. NCBI's taxonomy places the organism in Eukaryota, Fungi, Ascomycota, Eurotiomycetes, Eurotiales, Aspergillaceae.
AUGUCCCCAUCCGUUCUCUCCUCGGAGAGCGUCGAGAUUCUCGACAUUCGUCAGAAUGACAUGGCGUUUUCGCUUGCCGACACCAUCUACAAGAGUCUCAAUCCGCCCGAGGGACAAGCGCGCUCAUUUCCCACCCUUCUGCUCUACGAUACCGAGGGCCUCCGUCUUUUUGAGAAGAUCACAUACUUGGAGGAAUACUACCUGACCAACACCGAGAUCGAGAUUUUAACAACACAUGCAAGGAGAAUUGUUGAGCGCAUCCCGGAUGGUGCACGAAUAGUGGAACUUGGCAGUGGAAACCUCCGGAAAGUCAACAUACUGCUGCGGGAAUGCGAACGGGUAGAGAAACACGUGGAUUAUUAUGCGCUGGACUUGGAUCUGGCGGAGCUGCAGCGGACUUUUUCGGAAAUCUCACCAGAGGGUUUCACAAAUGUUAGACUGCACGGUCUGCACGGCACGUACGACGACGGGCUUCUGUGGCUGCAGAAGCCCGAGAACCGCGAAAGGCCGACGGUUGUGCUGUCACUGGGAUCAUCCAUAGGGAACUUUGAUCGGCCUGCAGCGGCGAAGUUCCUUGCUAACUUCUCCAACGCUUUGAAACCAUCGGACUAUCUCUUGAUCGGCUUAGAUGCUUGUCAAGAUGCGGAGAGAGUCUUCCAGGCAUACAACGAUUCAGAGGGAGUGACACGUCAAUUCUAUGAGAAUGGCUUGAAACACGCUAAUCAAGUUCUCGGGUAUGAGGCAUUUAAGGCUGAUCAAUGGGAUAUCGUCACUGCAUGGAACCCCGAUCUAGGCUGCCACCAGGCUGCGUACUCUCCCAGGUGUGAUGUGACUAUCAACGGGACCGUGAUCCGCAAAGGAGAGAAACUCGGGUUUGAAGACGCUUUCAAGUAUUCUCGUGAGCAGCGGGAUGAACUGUGCCGAAAGGCGGGCCUGAUUCCUCAGUUUGAGUACGGGAACUCGAGUGACAACUAUCAUCUACUGAGUAUGCAGCGUCUUCCGUUCCUCUCCGUCAAAGACCUGCAGUCUCUCUGGACGGUAUGGGAUAUCGUCACUAAGACCAUGAUCCCGCGAGAAGAACUGCUCUCGCAGCCAAUAAAGCUUCGAAACACUUUGAUUUUCUACCUCGGUCAUAUUCCUACCUUCUCUGAUAUACAUAUGACCAGAUCCUCGCGGGGAAAACCAACCGAUCCCAAGUACUACCAGCAAAUCUUCGAGCGUGGGAUUGACCCAGACGUAGACGACCCAGAACAAUGCCAUUCUCACAGUGAGAUCCCAGACGAAUGGCCUCCACUGAUGGAAAUUUUGGAGUAUCAAGAGCGGGUUCGGGAUCGAGCUCGUUCAUUGGUCCAGAAAUACCACAAAUCGAAGGACCGCACUCUCGGCGAGGGAAUCUGGAUUGGAUUUGAACAUGAAGCGAUGCAUCUGGAAACCUUCCUCUACAUGCUUUUACAGAGCGACAAAGUACUUCCACCUGUUGGAGUGGACGCUCCCGAUUUCUUGAGCAUCGCUCAAGAGGCAAAGAGAAUCGAGAAGCCCAACCAGUGGUUCCGCAUCCCCAAGCAGACCGUCAAGAUUGGAUUAGAUGACUCGAACGAUCAUGCGGACCCCAAAGAAUCAUUCGGUUGGGAUAACGAGAAACCCCGACGAAAAGUCACCGUCCACUCGUUCGAAGCGCAGGGCCGACCAGUCACCAACGGCGAGUAUGCGAAAUACCUCGAAGCCAAUCGGCUCCAAUCUAUGCCCGCCUCUUGGAUCCUCUUGAAUGGAGAGCAGGAGUAUCCGCCAGCACAGGAUAUCAAUCGAUCCAGCCCCGGUGCCUCCGACCGCUAUCUCUCUAGCUUCGCAGUGCGCACUGUCUUUGGAGCCGUCCCUCUGGCCCUUGCACAGGACUGGCCGCUAAUGGCCUCAUUCGAUGAGCUGGCUAACUAUGCUAAAUGGAUGGAAUGCCGGAUCCCGACCUUCGAAGAGGUGCAGAGCAUUUAUGCGUACGCAGACCAGCUGAAGGGUUCAAAUGGUCUCUUAGACAACCACAGCAAUGGCAGUAAAGAUGUUCAAGAACCCCCCAUUUUUAGGGACGUGGCUGGAUGCAACAUUGGAUUCCAGAACUGGCACCCUGUCCCCGUAACUCCUCACGGCGAUAAACUUGCCGGCCAAGGAGAAAUGGGCGGGGUGUGGGAGUGGACCAGUACUCCGUUGGCAGCUCAUGAGGGGUUCGAAGCCAUGGAGAUUUAUCCGGGCUACACAUGUUCGUUCCCCCCCCGCCUCCCCACACAAUCCGUUCGCAUGUACCCUGAACUCGAGGCUAAUCUUUAUACAGCUGAUUUCUUUGACGGCAAGCACAACAUCGUCCUCGGAGGCUCGUGGGCGACUAUUCCCCGAAUCGCAGGACGCUCCACCUUUGUCAACUGGUAUCAGCAUAAUUACCUCUAUGCAUGGACGGGAGCACGGCUGGUACGGGACUUGGCUAAGUAG